ACGAUUGAUAGAAAUUUUCCCUCACGAUGGCUUGGACACUAGCAAGAGCAGGUGACUUACUUUCCGAAAAGUUGGACCUGCCACUCUUGGCUGUCUUCUGCAAUCUUCAAAAGGAUAGGGCACGGCUGUCUUAUGCAAUCUACAAAAGGAUAGGCACAACCCAGUUGGAACGGAUUUAAAGCGUUUCUAUGAUUCAGUUCAAUAUCUCCAGUUUUGGGUAAAAUACUCUCUGUAUUUUUAUUGUUAGUUAGUCUCCCUGUUCAGAUCCAGCCCUAAAAUGGAACCAUACAAUCCUCCCUCAACUAAGCUUCCCUUCCAAAGCAGUAAGAGAUAUCACGUGUUUCUGAGUUUCAGGGGACCAGAUGUGAGAAAGACUCUGGUGGAUCAUCUCUACCAAGCUCUCUCCACAGCAGGUCUCAAUGUCUUCUUAGACAGUGAUAAAUUGGAAAAGGGGGAAAUGAUUGGGUUGAGCUUGGAAGCAGCAAUUGAGAGCAGUGCCAUACGCAUUCCUAUAUUUUCUGUAGGCUAUGCAGAUUCCACAUGGUGUCUCAGGGAGGCUGCUGCAAUGUUGAAAACCCCUGGCUUGAUCAUUCCUCUGUUUUAUCACGUGGAUCCAACUCAUGUUAGAUAUCCUGAAAAUGAGUCGAGUCCCUAUAAGCAAGCAUUUCUCAGACAUUAUGCCCAUUCAGAUAAAUUCACAAGAGGAGAGGUUAAGUGGUGGAAGCAUGCCCUUGUACAGAUCUGCCCAUGUUUAAACUUCUGCGAUCAUUCAGUUCGAUACCAAAAAGAAGAGAUUGAUGAGUGGAAGGAUGCUCUUCAACAGAUAUGUUCUCGCUCAGGCUGGUCCAUGGAUAUAACUCAAGGCUUUGAAGGUCGGUUAGUGAAGACGGUGGUGCAUGACCUAAUUAAGACCUUGGACAGGGUGCCAUUACAAGUUGCCAAGCAUCCGGUGGGAUUGGACAGCGUGAAAUAUGCUCUCAUGCAGAAAUUAAAUCCGAAUUCAAUGGAUGGGGUUGUUAAAGUUGGAAUAUGGGGUAUUGGUGGUAUUGGGAAGACCACAGUUGCCAAGGCUGUCUACAAUCAAGUUUAUACUGAUUUUGAGGCUGCUUCAUUUGUAUCCAAUGUCCGCUCUACUGCUGCAGACGACGCGGGCCUUACGAUUUUGCAGAAGCAAAUUCUUGAACAGUUAACUAAAUAUGAUGGAAGAGUGUAUAAUGUUGAUCAGGGCAUGUCUUUAUUCAGAGAUCGCUUGGGAGGUAAACGUGUUCUGCUUAUUUUGGAUGAUGUGGAUGCUGUUAAACAAUUGGAUGCAUUGGUUGGGGACUGGCUGGCACAUCACAGCAGAGUUAUUAUUACUACGAGAGACAAACACAUCCUUAAUGUUGCUGGGGUCUCAUCUGAAUGCAUCCAUGAGAUGAGUGGAUUGGAGAUGAAUGAAAGUCUCCAGUUAUUUAGUUGGCAUGCUUUUCUCAAAGCAUCUCCAAGUCCAAACUAUGAAGAUAUCUCCAAAAGAUUAGUGGAAGCUUGUAAGGGGCAUCCUCUUUCAUUGGAGGUGAUUGGAUCCUUCCUUUAUGAUAAACAGAAUGACACAGAAUGCUGGGAUGAAGCUCUUUGCAACACUACGCGCUACCCAAAAAUUCGGGAAAGGCUUUAUAUCAGUUAUGGUGCUCUUAAUGAUGAGGAAAAGGAAAUAUUCAUGGACAUUGCUUGCUUCUUUAUUGGAGAAGAGAAAUCAUUUCCCACCAUCUUCUGGAAAUCCAUGUACAAGAUGGUAGGCUCUGCUGUAUCUAAUCUUUCAAUGAAGUCUUUGAUAAAGAUUGAUGAUAAAGGAAGAUUUGAUAUGCAUGAUCAUUUGCGAGAUAUGGGGCGAAGUAUUGCCGAAAAAGAAUCUACCCGACUGUGGGAGGCUACCCGUUUAAAGGAAGCAAUUUCCAAAAAUAUCAAUUUCUCUCGCCUUCAACUCAAAGGAGGCAUUUCACAAAAGCUUGAAAUGUUGUACACACCUGGUCUUCGCUUUCUUCAUUUGCAGAAUGUGACCAUCGAAGGCAUGACACAAGACACUCUAGCCAUGCUUCCUCCAAGUUUGUUAUGGUUAAGCCUGGAAAAUUGUCAAUUUGAGACGGAGAAUUGUGACUUUGAGAUGAAUAGAACGAUAAAGAAGCCACGCCACUCCUCCAAUAACAUUUGGCAACUGAAGAUAAUGCAAUUACAAUCUUGUGAUCACAUUGACAGCCUUCUCAUCUCCUCUGUAUUUUCACUUCCUUAUAUACAGCUGCAACACUUGAACAUAGAAGGGUGUCGUGGUUUAAAUAACCUCCCUGAUUCUAUUGGCAAUCUAUCACAGCUGCAACACUUGAAUAUAGCAUGGUGUGAUAGUUUAAAUAACCUCCCUGAUUCUAUUGGGAACAUGUCACAGCUGCAACACUUGAACAUAAGAUGGUGUGGAGGUUUAAAGAACCUCCCCGAUUCUAUUGGCAACCUAUCACAGCUGCGACGCUUGAACAUACAAUGUUGUUAUGCUUUAAAUAAUCUCCCUGAUUCCAUUGGUAACCUGUCACAGCUGCAACAUUUGAACACAGAAGUGUGUACAGAUUUAAAUAACCUUCCUGAUUCCAUUGGCAACUUGUCACAGCUGCAGCACUUGGAUUUGGAAUGGUGUACAGGUUUAAAUAACCUCCCUGAUUCUAUUGGCAACCUGGCACAGCUACAGCACUUGGACUUGGGAUGGUGUAAAGGUUUAAAUUACCUCCCUGAUUCUAUUGGCAACCUGUCACAGCUGCAACACUUGAACAUAGAAGUGUGUACAAGUUUAAAUAACCUCCCCAAUUCCAUUGGUAAUCUGUCACAGCUGCAGGGUUUGAACAUACGAUGGUGUUAUGGUUUAAAGAACCUCCCUGAUUCCAUUGGCAACCUGUCACAGCUGCAGCACUUGUACAUAAAAAAGUGUAAUGAUUUAAAUAACCUUGGCAUCCUGUCACAACUGCAGCACUUUAGAAAUGUGUACACUCUGUGUACACCCUGAUUGCAUUGGCCGUUCAAUGUGUACAGGUAAACCUCUCUGAUUUCAUUGGCAACCUGUCACAGCUGCAACAUAAGUGCUUGUGAAAGUUAAGUAACCUCCCUGAUUUCCUUCUUAACCAUCUACAGUUGAAUAGGUAAGUAAUAUCUCCAUCAUGACUAUAAGAUAGAAUAUGGCAACAUAAGUGCUUGUGAAAGUUAAGUAACCUCCCUGAUUUCCUUCUUAACCAUCUACAGUUGAAUAGGUAAGUAAUAUUUCCAUCAUGACUAUAAGAUAGAAUAUAGAUUUAGAUAAUAUUAAAUAAAGGCCAGUGCCAUGAUAUUGUAUUCACUAAAAAUUAAAUUGUAUUCUUUUUAGCCAUUUUACAUCUCAAGAUAUAUACUUUUUAAAAUUUUCAAGGGAAAAUGGCAAAAUUGUCUUUCAUACUUCACAAAAGGGGUUUCC
Messenger RNA from Cryptomeria japonica (Japanese cedar), 3463 nucleotides. RefSeq names its product disease resistance protein RUN1. The transcript has 2 exons. Gene Ontology annotation, biological process: defense response; signal transduction. The coding region runs from base 278 to 3022 and encodes 914 amino acids. The record is from RefSeq and is a predicted model, not a curated record. Gene Ontology annotation, molecular function: ADP binding. Lineage: Eukaryota; Viridiplantae; Streptophyta; Pinopsida; Cupressales; Cupressaceae.